UAAUAAAAAAAACCAUCGAUAAAAAUUUACGCGAUACAAAAUUGUUCAUCUUUAAACAGUUGUCACUUCUCGCUGUACGUGCCGUACGGCAAAAGUAGAAAAUUGAGGUUUUUUUGUGCGUUCCAGCAUGGAGUACGGCACGUACGUGGCGCCUUCGACUUAUAUACACAAAGUCUAUUAGCUGCCAGUCUAAUUAGUUUCCGCAAAGAGCCGAUUUGAAUAAUAAUAAUAAUAAUUGAAUUACGUAGAUUGAAGUGGAAAAAUUAGCGUAACUUUGCCAUGUAGUAAGUAUAGAUGUUACGCUACUACAAACACAACCGCAACAACAUUAACUUAUUCCGUCAAAUUCAUAUGCCGGUGUGUGGUGUUACCAGUGUUACUACCACAAAGCUGAAAUUAUGUGACUGAAAUGGGCUUACUUUAGAAUUUAUAUAAUGAAUUUUGUUGUGACGACAACCCUGAUCAUUUGUUUCUGUUCAAGCACGUGUAAUAUUUGUUUACUUUUACCGGCCGUGGAUGCUAAUAACAGCUUACUGGUAUAUUAAAAAUUUAAAAAUUGGCGAUUAAAGCAAAAUGUCAACUGAAGAAGAAUUUUUGCGUUGGCUACAUCGUAGUGAGAAGCCAUUCGCUGAGAAUUUUAAAUUUGCAUUAAAAGCUUGGAACUCAGCAGAAUUCACACUUUCAGACAAAUAUGAAUUAGUUUUAAGCUGGCUUUCUUCAGAAGCAGCAAAACUUCCAAUCGAACUAAUUCCUUACGAGGAGUUUACUGAACUAUUACAAAUGAGUGCACAGCCGGGGCUUAUAGACCAAGGAAUUAAAAGAAAGUUCGUCGAAAUGUUUCUAGAUUUUACUGAAAAAUGGGCUGAAGAGAAUAAACAAGAGAAAACUUGCGCAUGGUCAAGAUUAAUGUAUCGGCUGUGCGAUUUUGAAAUUUUGCAAGAUCUGUAUCGUACAGAUUACGAGUUACAUGCACGAGUGUGCUCAUCAUUACUCAUCAGUUAUGAAUUAUAUUUAAAGCAGUUUGAUGUGUCCAAAACUCAUAUGGUUUCUAAAUCAACGAAAUUACUAAACAAUGCCAAGGAAACUGAAUUCUUUGCCAGCGUUGUAGGUCAUUUUAAAGACCACGUUAAAAGAACCACCGACCUAAAACGAGCUGACAGUUAUUAUACAUUGUUAGUCUUACAACCACUUGUUCGGGUGAUAUUGUUGCUACGAACACAUACACUUUGCUUCUUCGAUGAAUUGCUACACUUUGAACGUCUGCUAACAGACCACCACACAGAUGAAAAGCUGGUGGAACGCAUUAUGCUACUGCCUUUGCAUGCUCGACUUUUAACACUUGAAUGUGCAAUUGUUAAUAGACGUGGUGUGGAAAGCUUUCUACAGCAUUUGUUACAGCAUGUUUUUAAAGAGCUCUCCCCAGAAGACGAACAACAACAUAAUCCUAAAACGCCGCUAAUGUUAACUGGCAUUGCCCAUACUUUAGAAAUUUUUCGAAAACAUGAUAUUAAUCUAAAUUUCAAAAUGGAGUUGGAAAACCAACCGCCGACUAUGACUUAUUUGGGCCAGCAGCUUUUGGCGUGGAUUCAACGGUACAAGCAAUAUCAUUUGCGGGAGGUUUUAAUGCUAUUAUGUGCUGCUUUGCGACUCAAUCCGCUUAUAUUAGAACAAGACAUUUUCCAGAUAACCACCUGGAUGAUCGUAGCCGAAAAGAAAAAUAACGAAGAGAUUGCUCUGUUUGGCGAGUUUCUUGUGUCCCUAAUGGACAUGUUUCGACGAUUGAGUCGUGCUGAAAAACUGGUUUUUAAUAUGUUGAAAGGCCUUAAGGAAUGGUUAAGCAAAUAUGAUCUGAUUUCAACUAGCAAACCAAGAAAAAGCUUGAAGCGUAAGGCAGAAGAAGAUGUUGAAAAUAAAAGUAACAAUUUCGGUGCAAAUGUGGACGAAGAAAUGAUUUACCUGUAUAUUAUUUUCAAAGAGUUCCACCAUGUACCAGCGCACUCCAACAAUACCAUGGAUAGUGCCUUUCCUUAUUUGCGAGCAGCAUGGCCCACGGAAAGUGUUGGCGUAGCUUUUUCGAAGCUAAUAACUGGGCUCGUCUCGAAACCUGCCCUGGUGAUUUGGAAGUCAUUGCUUUACUCCUUAAAAGAAUUGCUAGAAAAGUUACAUAAUCAGCCAGAUAUUGCGGGCCAAGAGAAGAGCCAAUUUCUUUUAGAUUUCCAUUCAGCUCUACUUUGUCAAUAUUUUUCUGGUUGUCGUUUGGUGGAGCAGUAUGAUAAGUUUUCGAAGGAAGUUAAUGAACAGAUGCAAAUUACCGCAGAAAUGCUCGCUCAAUUCGGACGUUUUUUGCUCUCACAAGAACACAAUAAUCGUGCAGUUAGCGCUUUUCUUGAAUGCGUAUUUCAUGCAUCAAAUUUCGAACUGCUACUUAACUAUUACCGUCCUGAUGGAUUAGAGAGCGAGCAGUUGGCGCGUUUAGAAAAUUUCCAUGCAUUUUUGAAAACCGAGGAAUGGGCAUUACUGCAGAACCGAAUACUAAAUUUUGGCAAAGCACAGAACAAAUUUCUUUUCAACCGCUUGAUGUUACAACGCGCCCAAGCACAAUCGCUUUUCCAAUCAACAUCGGAACUUCAUGUAAUUGACUUACAAAAGACAUUACAAUCAGCAAUCGAUGAUAAGCUGUCGAGCCAAGUUGGUGUAUUGUUGCAAAAAGUACCCAGCACAAAAUGGUUUGUUAGUCACAUCGACGUAAAGGAAAAAUCUAACUUGUUACAACACCUACUGGGUGAACCUAGGGCGCUUGACGCAAUUUUAGAAGAUUUAGGCUCUUUGGAUCUUCUAGCUAUCGCCUUGUUUGCUCGCUUGUCUCAAAAUAUCGCAGCAGCUGCUAAAGGUUCAAUGCUCGCCGCGUUGCGGUGUAACGUCGAUACAUUAAGCGCGUAUAUACGCGCCGAUCAAAAUACAGCAGAUAAAGAACUACUGAAAUUGGUGGCUAUUAUUGAAUCGCAUGCGCAGAGUGCAUACAAGGUGAAAAAACUACCGGAUGAUGAAGAAAUUCAAAAGAUUAUACUGCUUUGUCGUCAGUUGCCGCUAGGACAUCUUCGCACUCAAAGCAAAAAUUUAAUAUUCACUUUAUAUCUAGCAUUUUACAGCGACUUACAGCAUACGAAUGCGGCAGAAGCCGGCAACUACACUGCGCAAGUAUUUGAAAUAAUUAUAGAUUUUCUACACUUUGGCCAACAUGUACCAAUUUUCAAAUAUUUCUCCUUAACAACAAUUUUACAAAUAUUGCCGGUUGCUAGCUGCUGGCAGUUCUAUGAAUUUGUAUUUUCCACCAUUAAAUCUGAAGCGAAAGGAAGCGAACCGUUUCUUACUGCUUUAGCUGAAAAUUUGGAAUCGGCACAAACUUCUGAUGGUAAACUUAGCGAGGACCAGCGCCGUCUUUUGCUGAUUGCCAUCGAAACACUUGCUGCACUUGGUGGCCCAAGCGCUAAACGCAUGCGUAAACAUUUUGAACGCGCGUUGGCUAUUUAUUCCAAAUUCAUAACGGCUUACUUUGAUAGACACCCCGCGAAAGCUAUUGAAGCACCAGUUGAUAGCCAUGCUAAAAAAGAUAAGAAAUUCGUGGAAAAAACGUUGGCUGGUUUCGCACCAUUUGCCAAUGCUUUGCUUACUAAUACAGCUGGCGGAACUGGCAAGGACGAGGAUACGUCAGCAGUUACAGUCGAUGAAAACUUUCGACGCAUUUGUAAAAUAUAUAUCGGACAUUCGAUGGAUUAUCGCAAUCCACAUGCCAUACGCCUGAUGCAAGUGGCACUAAAUCAUCGACAGUUAUUACACUUAGAUCAGGAUGAAAUAGAAUUUGUGCUUAGUCAUUAUUGGCAGCAGUUGAAUGCAGAUCUGAAAACAUCAAGCUUAAUUGAAGCCAGUAAUGUAAAGACGACCGAGACAACAGUUAAAAUGAUUAUUGGUAACAAAACCAAUGAAGAUUUGCUACUGACACUGCAAAGUCUUGCUAACAAUCUGGAUGACAUGAAGGAUUUCCGAAAUAUUCUGCGUUGCCUAGAAUUAAUUGCCAAGUGUUCGUUUAGCACUAUAAAAGGCGCCAUUUUUAAUGCAAAGUUUAAAUCGAUCGCAUCUAACAUCAUAUUGCGUCUUGUAAAAGAUGAGCAGCAGCAAUUUGUGGACAAAGUACAAAUAUUGGCAAUAUUAGCAGCGCAGCAAUCUUUAAUUGAAAACAAAAUGAUCCCCAUUUCCAUGGACACUUUGGAUGAUAUACUUUCGUUUCUUAUGGAUAUCAAUAUAAAACGAUUUCCGCUCUCUGAAGACAAUUUGGAUACCUUUAAGAAAUUACAUUGGUCUAUGACGGAUCUGGCAGGCAGUCUGAUCCGACAAAGACAUAUUCUACUUUUGGAUCGAGUUCCUCAAUUCAUGCACAUUUUUAAAGAUCUUAUGCAAUCCAUUGUAUGGUAUAAGAGUGAUCGUCAAAAGGAUUCGGCGUUAUCGGCAACUGAGUUGGAUGAUUUGGCAGAUUUGGCUAUGAAAUUGGAAGCUUUAAUGCACUUGGUCGCUGCGCAUAGCGUACAUUUUAAGCGUGUUGCGCCAUUUGUACUUACAUUUGUCAUUGGUCUAAUGGUCGCGAAUAAACGAGCCACAACUUUAUAUCCGAAGAUUAAGACGCACAUUGAUAACGUAUGCUACGAUUUGAUUGGAAUUUGUGAUCACCGUGUUGGACGUUUUAUCUUGCGAUGUUCCAAUGAAGCCGCACGACAGGUUUACGAAUUGUACGUUAAGGAUCAUAAAAAGUACCACAAAUUCAAGGGCAAAGUGUGAAUACUUGUUAUAUUAUAUACUCGUAUGUUAGUUUUAAAAUGUGUAUUCAAAUAGUUAUAAACUUGUUUUGAGCUACAUAUGCAUGAACAUGUAAUUUAAAUUAUGUCUGUUAUGUUUUCUUUUGAGAAGUAAAUGCAUAUCUGCUUGGUAAUUGGCA
Molecule: messenger RNA, 4987 nt
Organism: Anastrepha ludens (Mexican fruit fly)
Lineage: Eukaryota; Metazoa; Arthropoda; Insecta; Diptera; Tephritidae
Exons: 8
Coding region: 574-4830 (1418 amino acids)
Source: RefSeq, a predicted model, not a curated record